CACGGUUACCGGAUGGCUAGCAGCUGAAGUGGGUCUGCGGGGGAUGGUCUCCGGGACGGGGACUGUGAGAGGGUCCUCGUCCCCCAUAGGGCAGGGAGCUGGGACAAGGCUCAGCUGCCUGUGGGGUGAGGACCGCAAGUUCCCAUCAGUUCUUUGUGUCCUCCUCACAAAUGGCUAAACCAGCCACAGGACUUUCAGUCCCUUCAUCCAGAUGGUGAACAUGGAUUUCCUGCAGUGAGAGACUGAUAGGAAAAAAUCUCACAACAGGAAGUGAACAGCAGCUGAAGACUCAAGAACAGCAACAAGUGAACUAGUCCCAGAACUGAGAGAACCCUUCUGAUCCUGAGUUUCCAUCAAUUGGGAGAAAGCUUGAGCGCCAGAAUCUGACACCUGUCCCCAAAAUGGCUGAAGGAGCGGGCAGGGAAGGAGUUCCAGUGAGCUCAACAUGGAAGGACGCUGGUCCAGACUCGGAGAUCACUGAGCUCCUGGCAGAUUGGAAUGAUUUCAAGCUGCUGCAGUUGACAGACUUCUACCGGGACAGGCUGCAACAGGCGAUGGAAGGAGGGGUGCAUGGAGUCAGCUUGGCGUUAACGUACGAGAAUCAGUUCAGUGGUCGGGAACAUCGGAAAGUUACUGAGCUCGCUGAUAAGGGAGACCGAGCGGAAAGUUCCAAACUCCUCCUGAACCUGGUGACGGAGAAAGGCUCCCAGGCCCGGAGGGUGAUGUGGGAAACCUUUGUGAAAAUGCGGAACGGGGUCCCAAAGUUGAACAAAAUACUGAAAGAAAUACAGGAAUAUGGUUGUAUUCCAUACGAUCGAGCAAGCAUCGUUCAAGAUUUACCAGGGGUGCCAAGUGAGCUGAAAGAUGUUCAGCAGCAACACAAGGAGACUCUGCGGGCACAGACUGAAACACUGAGAGUGAACACGAUCCUGAUGAAGGAGAAGGUGAAGGUUUUCCAGCUGGCUGAUCGAUACACUGAGCUCACAGUCAUUUCUACUGUUCGAGAUCGGAGACUCGUGGAAUAUGAGCUUCUGGCAAGAGGCCGGGACCAUGAACGGUGGAGAGAGAAACUUCUCCAUGGAGAGUUGGAAAAAAUCCGGACUGAUCAAUUGUUCGACAGCUGCUUUUCCCGGAGUAAAUCGAAAUCUGGGAGUUCAGCAGCAGUGGCCGGAGUCCCGGGGAUCGGGAAAACAACAAUGGUGCAAAAGAUUGUUUCUGACUGGGCCACUGGGAAAAUAUACCAACACUUCCGGUUUGUCUUCAGUUUCAAAUUCCGGGAUUUAAACUCCUUUAACUGUAGAAUAAACCUGAGGGAACUGAUUCUGGAUCAGUAUCCUUACUUUGGGAAUAUUCUGCCAGAGGUCUGGAAGAAUCCUGAGGGAUUGCUGUUUAUAUUCGAUGGUUUGGAUGGAUACAAGCACACAAUCGAUUUUGCUAACUCUCGGAGAGACACAGAACCUAAGUACAUGUGCCCAGAUCCUGAGUGCUGGUGUGAAGUGUCUGACAUUGUGUACAGUUUAAUCCAGCACAAGCUGCUCCCAGGGUGUUCUGUGCUAGUGACCACCCGUCCCACUGCGUUAGAUUUAUUGGAAAAGGCGAAGAUCAGUGUCUGGGCUGAAAUCCUUGGAUUUGUUGGUAAGGAACGGAAGCAAUAUUUCCACAGGUUUUUUGAAGAUCAAACGGUGGCAGCAGCUGUUUUCAAACACGUGGAGGAGAACGAGAUCUUGUACACCAUGAGCUACAAUCCCUCCUAUUGCUGGAUCCUCUGUCUGGCACUGGGCCCCUUCUUCACACAAAGACACAGGGACCCGCUGCGAGUUCCCAAGACCAUCACCCAACUAUAUUCCUACUAUAUUUACAACAUCCUAAAAAACCACGGCCGUGAGAUUGAAAGCCCCCGUGCUGUGUUACUGCGGGUGGGUCAGAUGGCCUUCACAGGAGUGUCUAAGAAGAAGAUUGUGUUUACAGAUGGAGAUUUGAUCAAGUACAAUCUGCAGCCUUCCCAGUUCCUGUCCGGGUUCCUGAUGGAACUUUUGGAGAGAGAGGACUGUGCCCGGAGCAUGGUGUACACAUUCACACACCUCACCAUCCAAGAGUUUGUAGCCGCACUCACACAAUUCCUGACUCCACAUCCCGGGCAUAUCCUGAAACUCCUCACCGAAGCCCACAGCAUGAAGGAUGGUCGAUUUGAGGUAUUUCUCCGUUUUGUUGCUGGUCUCUCCUCCCCAGUGUCAUCUCGGCGGCUGGAGGAGUUCCUGGGCCCAUUUCCUCAUCAAACAACCUGCCGAGUGAUUGACUGGGUGAAAGAGGAGGUGAAACGUCAGAUUGGAAAUACAGGGAGUGAAGCUGGUAAAAGGAGCCUCCUGAACACACUGCACUACCUGUUUGAGUCUCAGAACCGUGGACUGGCUCAGACCGCACUGGGAUCUGUGGAAAUACUUUCAUUCAGUGAAUUACGACUGACCCCGAUUGACUGCGCCGUCCUGUGCCAUGUCAUUGGGCUCUGUGAUACAAUAAAACACCUCGAUCUGUGGAGCUGCUGCAUUCAGUGUGAAGGAAUCCAGCGGCUGGGACCCGGGAUUCUCAAAUGCCAGGUGUUGGGACUGGGGAGCAAUGACCUGGGAGAUUCGGGAGUGAAACUGGUGUCUGUGACUCUGCGGAACCCGGAGUGUAAAAUACAGGAACUGCGGCUCGGGAGAAACAGUCUCUCAGAUUCUGGUGCCGAGGAUCUCGCCUCCUCUCUCAGUACAAACCGCUCACUGAAGGAGCUGGACCUGAGUUACAACAACCUGGGAGAUUCAGGAGUGAAACUGGUGUCUGCAGCUCUGAUGGACCCGGCGUGUAAACUACAGAAACUGUGGCUGCGGCGUGUCGGUCUCAAAGAUUCUGGAGCCAAGGAUCUCGCCUCCGCUCUCAGUACAAACCGCUCACUGACGGAGCUGGACCUGACUGAUAAUAAACUGGGAGAUUCGGGAGUGAGACUGGUGUCUGCCGCUCUGGGUGACCUGGAAUGUAAAAUACAGAGACUGCGGCUGAGAGGUGUCGAUCUCACAGAUUCUGGUGCCGAGGAUCUCGUCUCCACUCUCAGGACAAACGGCUCACUGACGGGGCUGGAGAUGGAAUUUAACUCCCUCACAGACCGAUCUGUCCCCGCUCUCCGCCGCCUCAUCCUGACCCUCUCGAGUCUGGAGCGGAUCGUGCUGGAGGGGAAUCAGUUCAGUUCAGAUGGACGGAAUCAGCUGAAGUCUCUGCAGGGAACCAGACGCAGACUGUGGGUGGAGGUGUGA
Molecule: messenger RNA, 3287 nt
Organism: Pristis pectinata (smalltooth sawfish)
Lineage: Eukaryota; Metazoa; Chordata; Chondrichthyes; Rhinopristiformes; Pristidae
Product: NACHT, LRR and PYD domains-containing protein 12-like
Exons: 13
Coding region: 402-3287 (961 amino acids)
Cellular component (GO): cytoplasm
Molecular function (GO): protein binding
Source: RefSeq, a predicted model, not a curated record